This is a messenger RNA of Malurus melanocephalus (red-backed fairy wren), 1263 nucleotides long. RefSeq names its product NK1 homeobox 1 (gene NKX1-1). Gene Ontology annotation, cellular component: nucleus. Bases 1 to 1263 code for a protein of 420 amino acids. Gene Ontology annotation, biological process: cell differentiation; regulation of transcription by RNA polymerase II. The record is from RefSeq and is a predicted model, not a curated record. NCBI's taxonomy places the organism in Eukaryota, Metazoa, Chordata, Aves, Passeriformes, Maluridae. Gene Ontology annotation, molecular function: RNA polymerase II cis-regulatory region sequence-specific DNA binding; DNA-binding transcription factor activity, RNA polymerase II-specific. The transcript has 2 exons.
AUGAAUGUGAGCAGAGACAAGGUCGGUGACAUCUCCAUCCCGGCAGCGGCAGCGGCGGCGGUGACAUCCCCGGCGACCGCGGCCGGCAUCGGCGGGGAGCCCCGCGGCUGCCACGGGGAAGGGAUGGACGGCCGCGGGGAGCAGCGGCUCUCGGCCGGCGGCGAGCUGCCGCUCUACUGCCCUGCCAACCGGGACAGACAAGGGGACAGCCAGAGCAACACCCCCGGACAAGAGGGGGCAGUGGCCGCGCUGCCCAUGGUGCACAGAACCACCUCCUUCUCCGUGCUCGACAUCCUGGACCCUAACAAGUUCAACAGCAAGCGGCGGCAGUGCGCGGGCUUGUACAAAUCGGCGGGGACCGAGUUCACGCUGGGGGCGGAGGAUAAGCCCGAGGACUCAGGGACGGAGCUGGCCGAGCAAAAGGCUCUCGCCGAAGAUUUCGACRCGUGCAAGAAGUCCGCAGAGCUGAUCAAGGACGGGGAGCUCUACAAGGCCGAGGAGUGCGACCUGGACUACAGCAGCCGGCCGAGCCGCAGCCCCGACAGCGAGCUGCCGGACGACGAGGAGCUGUGCAGCGAGGAGAGCGGCAGCACCAGCGGCAGCAGCGGCAGCUCCGGCCCGGCGGCGCCCGGAGAGCCCGAGCCGGGCCCGCUCCGAGCCGAGGCGGCCGAGGCGGGGAUCGUCCCGCCCSCGGCGCCCCCGCCACCCCCGCCGCCACCGGCGCCCGUCGGGGCGCAGCCCGGCCCGCAGGCCAAGCCCAAGAGGAAGCGGACGGGGUCGGACUCCAAGUCGGGCAAACCCCGGCGGGCGCGGACAGCCUUCACCUACGAGCAGCUGGUGGCGCUGGAAAACAAGUUCAAAUCCACGCGGUACCUGUCGGUGUGCGAGCGCCUCAACCUGGCGCUGUCCCUCAGCCUCACCGAGACGCAGGUGAAGAUCUGGUUCCAGAACCGCCGCACCAAGUGGAAGAAGCAGAACCCGGGCGCCGACACCAGCGCGCCCACGGGCGGGGGAGGCGGCGGCGGGGCGGGGGCCGGGCUGGGCGGCGGGGCGCUGCCGGGGGGGCUCAGCCCCCUCAGCCACUCGCCGCCCAUGGGCACCCCGCUCUCCAUUCACGGUCCCGGCAGCUACGCCGGCCACCCGGCCGGAGGGCUGGUCUGCGCUGCCCAGCUGCCCUUCCUGCCCAGCCCCGCCGUCCUCUCGCCCUUCGUCCUGGGCUCCCAGACUUACGGCGCUCCGGCUUUCUACACCCCKCAUCUAUAA